This is a messenger RNA of Mugil cephalus (flathead mullet), 4918 nucleotides long. It is a transcript of the gene ppp1r13bb, whose product is annotated as protein phosphatase 1, regulatory subunit 13Bb. Gene Ontology annotation, cellular component: nucleus. The record is from RefSeq and is a predicted model, not a curated record. Gene Ontology annotation, molecular function: p53 binding. NCBI's taxonomy places the organism in Eukaryota, Metazoa, Chordata, Actinopteri, Mugiliformes, Mugilidae. Gene Ontology annotation, biological process: regulation of apoptotic process. The coding region runs from base 519 to 3887 and encodes 1122 amino acids. The transcript is spliced from 19 exons.
AGCCCCGCCCCUCCGACCAGUCAACAACUGGAUCCAGCUGUUUGUAUUUUUCGUCAACUAGCAUCGCUAGCCCGCUAACGAUGAUUCGCUGCGUUCGCGAGAAAACGAGCUAGCCUACCCGUGUGGAUAUUUUUUCCUUUUCCUUUGUUUGAAAAAAAAAAACUCUCCAUCGACGGUUUAUGCCGAUGUGCAGCCAACGAGAACCAAAGGACCGACGAGAGCGGAGAGAGAGACUCACACACCGUCCUUUAGCCUAGCACGGCUAGCCCCAGAGCAGAGAGAAGGCUGGCUACGUCCCUUUAACAGUAACGCAGCUAAGAUUUAUUCACCGAAGCAAUGGCUUGUCUCUGACAUCGAGAGGAACGAGGCCCAGUUGGUUGUCACAUUGGAGUAAUCGGAGCCCAUAACUAGCAAGGUGGGUCUGGGUUGACUCUACCGAGGUGCCAUUGACGAUAAGAGGCUGAGCCGAGAGCCAGCUCGCCGAUGCACGUUGGUUUAUACCCACCAGAGCUGCCAACAUGAUGCCGAUGAUAUUAACGGUGUACCUCAGUGAUGGGGAGCAAACCGUGACUGAGGUGCCCAUCACUCCAGAAACAACGUGCCGCGACGUCGUGGAGUUCUGCAAGGAGCCCGGGGAGAGCGGGUGCCACCUGGCUGAGGUCUGGAGAGGCAACGAGCGAGCGAUCCCCUUUGAGCACAUGAUGUACGAGCACCUGCAGAAAUGGGGGCCGAGGAAGCAAGAAGUCAAGUUCUUUCUAAGGCACGAAGAUUCACCGACGGAAGGCAGCGAUCAAGGGAGUCAGCAGUGUCAGGAUCAGACGAGUCGCAGGAGUGGAAACGCUGGAGAGAAGCACAAUGAGAACGGGGUUGGGAACCAGCGUGUGGAACUCACUCUGUCAGAGCUGCAGGAGAUGGCCACGCGGCAACAGCAACAAAUCGAGGCUCAGCAGCAGAUGCUUGUUGCAAAGGAGCAACGUUUGCGUUACCUGAAGCAGCAGGAGCGGCGUCAGCAGCAAACGGUCUCGGAGAGCGAAAAGCUGCAGAGGCUGAAGGAUCGUGUCGAGAGCCAGGAGGCAAAGCUCAAGAAGAUUCGGGCAAUGAGAGGCCAGGUGGACUACAGCAAGGUCAUCAAUGGCAACCUGUCGGCAGAGAUUGAGCAAGUCAGUGGCCUGUUCCACGAGAAGCAGGCUGAGUUACAGUCCGCGGUGCUGAGGGUGGAGCAGCUUAGCCUGCAGCUAGAGGACCUGCGCAGAGGAAAGCUCAAUGGCAUACAGACUGCACUGGGAGGCCAAGUAACCGGUGCUGCAGCCCUAGAGCUACGUAAACUGUACCAGGAGCUUCAGAUUCGCAACAAGUUAAACCAGGAGCAAAACAGCAAGCUGCAGCAACAGAAGGAGCUUCUGAACAAGCGCAACAUGGAAGUGACGCUCAUGGACAAGCGCAUCAGCGAGCUGCGGGAACGCCUCUACAAGAAAAAAGCUGAGGCACGUCAAAAAGAGAACCUUCCUCUAAAUAGAGCAAACGGGCCUCCCUCCCCUCAGCCAGCUCCUGGUACUUUGGGUCGCGUUGCCGCUGUUGGACCGUACAUCCAAGUUCCUGUACCGGGGCGACAAGAAGGGGGCUACAACAUGCCUCCUGAUCCACUGAAGCCUCAGACACUGGGUGUUAACAACCAAGCCAACCAUGGCCGCACCAAAUCAGACGGUGUGCGAAAGCCUCCCGGCCCUUGGAAAGUGUCUGAUUUAGACAUCGUUGUGGACCCGGUAGCCCCGUCCCUUCCAGAAUCACACCCGGGCCCCGGAGCCUCCACUGGCUCUGACAGCACGUCCCCUAAUGACACUGGGUGGCCUACUGUAGGGAAACCCAACACUACUCUAAAGCCUCCUGAGAGAAGAGACUCAGGGACUGAUACCCAGGGCAAGAGCCCUACCUCAGGCUCCCCCAUUGCUCCAAAUGCAGAAAAGGUGCUAGACUCCAAAAUGACUGUGUCCUCCCCUGCCAUAAACAAGCCACAGCCGCCACCGUACGGAUCUCACCUCAUCACCGCAAACUCAGCCAGCUCCUUGGAGCGCCGCAAAGAUGCUCCCCCUCCUCCCCCUCGCCCGCUCCCAAACCCGCCAGCCCCCGCUUGGCCCCGCGUCCCUCCGGCCACAGGCUCGUCCUCGCAGCAGAUCCAGCAGCGUAUCUCAGUGCCACCGAGCCCCACCUUCCAGCCUAACGCACCGCUAUUCCCUCCCGGCCUCAGCGAGCGGCUAGAUCCUCCACCAGCCGUGGCAGUGCGCCCCUUCAUCCCAGACCGAGGAUCGCGGCCUCAGUCGCCUCGCAAGGGCCCACCCACGAUGAACUCCAGCUCCAUUUAUCACAUGUACCUUCAGCAGGCGGCACCAAAGAGCCAGCCACUCAAGCCUGCUCUCAAAGCAGUGUACGGGAAGCCUGUUCUCCCCUCCAGCUCGACACCCCCUUCGCCGCUACCUUUUGUCCAGGGAGGAGGAGCCUUCCCCUUGUUCCAAGCUCAACCCAGCGGUGAGGACGCUUUAGAUGGAGAAUUCGUCGAUCACGAGAGCUUCCAGCACCUGGAGCCGUCGGCUCCUCCUCCCAGUGUGGAGAACAUCCCGCGACCGCUCAGCCCCACUAAGCUAACGCCCAUGGUGCAUUCCCCGCUGCGCUACCAAAGUGACGCCGACCUCGAAGUGCUCCGAAAAAAGCUCGCCAAUGCACCAAGGCCGCUCAAGAAGCGCAGUUCCAUCACAGAGCCGGAGGGCCCCAGCGGACCCAACAUCCAGAAACUGCUCUACCAGAGGUUCAACACUUUAGCGGGAGGCAUAGAGGGAAAUGGGGUCAGUGGAUCAGGAGGGGGUAACGGUGCUGGUAAUGGAACGCCAUUUUACCAACCGGCUAAUCCUCCUGGCUACCCGGGAGGUGACUCUCUGGCUGAUACAGACAACGGUAAUCUCCUGUCUGAGACUCCGCUAGCACCACCUCCAGGGGAAGAGGAGCAGGGCUCUGAGGCUCCUCCUGCCACCACCGACGCGAAUGACAACGAUCCACUGCCCUCGCCGCCGGAAGGACUCGUGGAUCCCGCUGAGGAAGAGGGAGCAGAGGACGACAACAACAACAACGUGGGAGGCUCCGAGGUGUCGCUGCCCAGCCCCGUGCUGGAGGUCACCACUCCAGAAGAGAGCGAUACAGCCGCCUCACAAGCUUUGGAGAAGCGCACAAACCUGAAGAAGCCCAACUCUGAGCGCACAGGUCACGGCUUCAGGGUGAAGUUUAACCCACUGGCCCUCCUGCUGGACGCCUCGUUGGAGGGAGAAUUUGACCUGGUCCAGAGGAUCAUCUAUGAGGUGGAGAAUCCCAGCACUCCAAAUGAUGAAGGCAUCACCCCCCUGCACAACGCAGUGUGCGCGGGACAUCACCACAUAGUCAAGUUCCUGCUGGAUUUCGGUGUGAACGUCAACGCUGCAGACAGCGACGGAUGGACCCCUCUUCACUGCGCCGCAUCCUGCAACAGCGUUCAUCUCUGCAAAUUGCUGGUUGAGUCGGGGGCCGCCAUCUUUGCCAGCACCAUCAGUGACGUGGAGACCGCUGCAGAUAAAUGUGAGGAGAUGGAGGAGGGAUACAUCCAGUGUUCCCAGUUUCUAUACGGUGUCCAGGAGAAGCUCGGCGUAAUGAACAAGGGGACGGUGUACGCUUUGUGGGAUUACGAUUCCCAGAAUCAGGACGAGCUGUCAUUCAGAGAGGGGGACGCCAUCACCGUAGUGCGACGGCAGGAUGACAGUGAAACGGAGUGGUGGUGGGCGCGGCUUGAGGACAAUGAGGGCUACGUGCCCCGCAACCUGCUGGGGCUCUAUCCUAGAAUCAAACCUCGUCAGCGCUCCCUGGCGUAGUGUCUCUCUCCACUGACCUGUGGCUAACAGCUGGACUAGUGACACAACCAAGAGCAGAGAACAACAAAGGAGCCUGGUGCUCCGUCUUCUCCCCGUGGCCAUAACUCCUCCCGUCUGGCCUUGUGCUUCUCACAAAAUCCUUUUCUUUUUUUUUUCUCUCUAUCUCUCUCUCUGAAUCAGUCAGGCACAAAACUCUGACACAUAUUUACAUCCGCACACACGGAGACAAACACUCAAAGAAACACAAGCACUCCAAAGUCUCUUAAAUGACUCCAUCCCGACUCCCCCCCCCAUCUGUCGACCUAUCGCUCUGUCAUUGUUGAUUUUUACCCACUUUUCAGUGCCAGCUCUGUAACAAGACAUGAGUUUGAAGAAUCAAAACACUAACCUUUGUCUCAGUAUUUUUCUUGCAGUGUUCACGCCAUCUCUAUCUCCCUGAUGAGGUCUGUGGUGGCACUGGUUUACAUGACACUACAUGGUAGCUGGAAGGUCACCUUUGAAGUUACUGAUAUUUUUCAGUGAAAUGUAAUUCAAGUUAUUUAAUAUUAAGUCAUUUCAAGGCCAAUUGGACCCCCACAGAAAAACACUUUACACCUGAAAAUGUGCUUUGACCGUAGCCUAACCACCAAAGAUGAAUAAAGAUUUGAAUUCUUUUAUUCCCUACGAUCUUGCAGGAUCCUUGAGGAGAGAGAUAAUCAUUAGAUUUGCUGCUAUCAGAAAUGAUUAAUAGAUCCCAGGAUUUAAUUUUUCAUGGAGCAGAUUUAUCUUUUUUUUUUAAUCAUGCUGUAAAUCCUCAGUAUUAACUGCACAGGCCAGUCAAAAGCACUCAAGUGUAUUAAAAGAUAAAUUUAAAUCGACAGCUCGCACAUAGUCAUGAAUUGCAUUUCAACAACAUCAUUGCAAGAUGUGAUUUAUUUUAUAUUAUUAUUUUUUUCUUUUUGUUCAUUUAGUGUCAUCUGUUCAGAAUCUUGAUGCAGGAUUGUUGUGGAUGUGUGGCAAGAACAUUAAUAAAUUAUAAGUGAGCCUUUGGA